Molecule: messenger RNA, 1130 nt
Organism: Musa acuminata AAA Group (dessert banana)
Lineage: Eukaryota; Viridiplantae; Streptophyta; Magnoliopsida; Zingiberales; Musaceae
Product: phosphatidylinositol:ceramide inositolphosphotransferase-like
Exons: 11
Coding region: 21-950 (309 amino acids)
Biological process (GO): ceramide biosynthetic process
Cellular component (GO): endoplasmic reticulum membrane; plasma membrane; Golgi membrane
Molecular function (GO): inositol phosphoceramide synthase activity; ceramide cholinephosphotransferase activity; sphingomyelin synthase activity
Source: RefSeq, a predicted model, not a curated record
CUGACUAGGGAAUCCAGGUCAUGUCUUGGUACACCAAAAAGUCAUUACGUCUGCUACUAAGAACUUUCCUGAUUGCUCGAUGUGGCAAGUUGAGUGCUAGAACAGAUGCUGCUUUUCACGGUCAGAAAUAUAUUCAUGGGCUCUCUGCUCGAGGAGUUCAUUAUCUACAUCAACCUGGACCAACUCUUCAAGAUCUUGGGUUUAUGAUCCUUCCGGAACUUGGAAAAGAAAGAGGCUAUAUCAGUGAAAGUCUAUUCACCUUUGUCUUUUUGUCCUUUGUACUGUGGACAUUUUAUCCUUUUGUUUAUCAUAGCAAGCGCUUCUACACUGUUCUGCUUUGGCGGAGAGUUUUGGCAUUUCUAGUUGCUUGUCAAGUGUUGCGGAUCAUUACGUUCUACUCUACCCAGCUUCCUGGUCCUAACUAUCAUUGUCGUGAGGGAUCAAAGCUUGCCAGACUGCCCCCACCAGAGAGUGUAACUGAAGUGCUUCUAAUUAACUUUCCUCGUGGAGUCAUAUAUGGCUGUGGUGAUCUUAUUUUUUCAUCCCACAUGAUAUUUACACUGGUGUUUGUGCUUACAUACCAUAAAUAUGGUUCUAAAAGAUUCAUUAAGCUUCUUGCUUGGGUUAUUGCUAUCAUUCAGAGUCUGCUUAUAGUAGCUUCCCGGAAGCAUUACACAGUAGACAUAGUCGUUGCAUGGUAUACAGUGAAUUUAGUGGUAUUCUUCAUUGACAAGAAACUACCAGAAAUGCCCGAUCGUUCUAGUGGAUCACAACCAUUGCUACUGCUGAGUGUUAAAGAGAAAGAAGGAAACUCUAGAGAAGAGAACCUCAAGUUAUUGAAUGGAAAUUCAGUGGAUACUGCUGAUUGGAGGCAGAGAAUGCAAACUAAUGGCAAUCAUGGAGAAGAAUCCAUCCACAUCCGUUCUGAAUCUGCAGCUAAUGGUAAAUAGAUGAUAUCGGACAUCACUGUUUCGGCUGCAUAUUCCACAGAGGGGAUUCCAAAAUAGAAGAAGUAAUUGAAAUUGUGCCUGGGCACACAACCAUUUUGCUCUUACAUCAUAAAAUGUUCAUAUGUAUUAUUUCCUUCAACAAUUGCUUAUUAAGCAGUAAAAAAGAAUUAUCUCCGUCCA